CUGCUGGCGUCACUUCCGGUCUAAAGUCUUAAAGGACAUCCUUUGUCCAAAUAUCUAUUUUCUACUGUAAUACAUGUCCAAUAUUUCGUUACUUUAUAUCAAGUGUCACCUGAUUUUUAUGAAUAAGAUCUACGUCAUGGAAAUACUGGAAGCUAAAUAUACGCGCACGUUCUGUUGUUCUGCAUAAUUUAUUCUGAGGAAAAAUCUAUACGUCUGCUGAUCUCUAGCAGCGGAACAAAUAUAUGAAACAUGGCGGGUGUGUGGGUCUAAAUUAUGAAUGCUAUUAUGUAUGGAAGUGUGUAUUGAUUCAAUGGAAUUGAAACAUAACGGAAUUAUGGAGUAAGAAUUUAAAAAUAAAAGAAAUAGAUUUUAAAGACGAAGCAGACGACAAAAUUAAACCAGAAACAUGAUGCAGAUUCAGAGACCUAUCCGGACAGAAUUAACUCUGAGACUGGUCCACGACCUCAGUCCCGAGUCAGGAGAUUCUAUGGAUGAAGAUGAUGACGAAUCAUUGGAAAUACAGCGAGAACGCUUCCUCAUUAGCUGCUUGGCACAGUCUGCGAUAAACAAUAACAACAGUAUUAGCCACGUGACACAAACCACGUGUGAUAGAUUUUGUGAUAAAACACAAACCAUCAAAGACACAUACGCAAAGUUAGAAUGGCAACAAAACCAUUUAGAGCGGAUCAACAAUCAUAUAAAUGAACAACAUUUAAACAAAGUGCUCGACAGUCCUUAUCAAAAUAUAAAUCUGAUUAACAACAAUUUUCUACAGCUCUCUGACUGCGAGAAUGACUUGAGCGACAAAGAGAAUGUUCGGCCAUGUUCCCCCUCCCACAAGAGCCCAGCAACAACUACAAAAGCCGCCAGAAGACCCCGUAAACUACCUGAUAUACCAAAGAAAGUGCAAGCCCCCGUUGUACCACUGAAGCCUAAAGUUAUUAACAAUGAAAAAUGUCUUGCUGAUGAACUUCAAGAAGCCCUUGUCAAAACUGAACAAAGCAUUGACAGUGACAAUGAUGACGUUUUUCUUCCAAAUUCUGGAAAACAACUUCCAAAGGUUUAUCCUAAAUAUAGUUGUAAAUAUUUAGAGGAACUUAAAACUGUGAAAUUUAAUUCUGUGUCAAAAAAUACCCGAGCCCUUCUAAACUCGGAUAAUAUGUAUCUAAAGGAAGACUCCACUGAACGGUCAGAUGAACAACGGGCUGCGCAUGAAAAAUCAAAUGAUGUUUCACGUGAGAAGUCGCGUGAGGUGUGCACUUCCUCCAGCGGACAAGGGAACAAUGAAGGCAACGGAGAUUCACGUCGAUAUAGUUCCGGUUUUCCAGCAACACAAUAUCAAGAUUUAGUUGUUACUCAUCGAGGAAUGCAUCGUUUCAUACCCCGUCACAAGGAUGAAAUAAGCAUAGAGAUAGGUGAUCCAAUACAUGUCGCGAAAACAGACGAUGAUUUGUGGUGUGAAGGUAAACUCACUUUUACUAACUCUGUUAAAAAAGUUUAAAAGAGCACAGAUUAGUGACUUUUAAAGAUCUUCUCUGAGAAUGUCCUCAACAACGGGUGUUCAAAAUUUUUUCUACGAUUUCUUGGAUCGGUAGAAGUCAAUUACCAUAAGGGAGAUGAAAUAUUGUGCCAAGCUAUAAACAAGGUUGCUUUAUCACGUCGAGCAGUGAACACUUCAUUACCUCCCCCUAUAUGUACAUUAGAAGUGAGCCAGUAUGGCAUACGUAUGUUUGACAAAAGUAAAUCUGGGCAUGAACAUUUAGAAGCAUUUGCACAUUUCUUCGCUUUGAAAAAUAUAACAUUCUGUGGACAUCAUCCCAGAAAUGAACGAUAUUUUGCUUUCAUCACGAAACACCCCAACCAGUACAGAUAUGCGUGUCAUGUUUUUCUUGGAGAAAAAUCUACACGGUCUGUCACAGACGCCGUCGGGCAAGCUUUUAAAAGAUUCUACCAGGAGUAUAUGGCGUUUACACAUCCGACAGAAGAUAUUUACAUGGAAUAACAUAUACAAGGAAAAUAUUUACAUGGAAUAAAGUAAUCUGCAUAACACAUUUGUCAGAAGAUAUUUACAUGGAUUAACAUGUAUUAGAAAGAUUAUAACAUGGAAUGAAAUUAUUGAAAUUCGCGCAUCUGAAGGAAGAUUUUUCACGGAAUGUCAUGCAUAUGGAAUAUAUUUACAUGGAAAAACAUACAAGUAAAUUGUGGAAUAUUAACAUGAAAAAAAAAUCACACAUCUUACAGGAGAUAUUUACAUGAUAUAUAAUAUGAGGAAAGUUUUUUACAGUAAAGAUACUGAAAUUCAGACUUACUGCUGAAGAGGAUGUAUGGAAUGGAAAAUGAGAAAGAGAAUUAUUUGAAAUCAAACAAAAAGCAGUAUAAUUGUACUGUGUUUAAAUAAAACGUUAGACACAAGAGGAUUACUUGGAAUAAAAUUAAUUUGAGGAGCUUUAUAUGAAGUAAAACUACUAAAUACAUGUAUCAGAAUAUGUAAAUUAAUGUGUUACUCGUACAGGGCAGAAAAUAUUUACUUGCGAAAAUGACUUUCAUUUGCAUAUUAUCAUCAUGACUUCAGAUACAUAAUUCUCGUUCAAUUACUAGAAAAAAGCAAUGAAUAAAUGUACUAAUGGAGCUGCUCUCCGGACAAUAGAUGCUGUAUUUACGAUAGAAACGUGAUUUUCUUUCAUUUAGCAUUUUCUUCUCGGCGGAUAGUCGCUAUAUGUCCCAGUGCCGACCAGCGACACGUGCAGCUACACCUGCUUAUUUCAAGAGGUGGAAGUGCAAGAGGUCUAAGUUUAUAUAACUGAAGAAGCACUUAGACUUCUUUCGCAUUCACCCCUCGAUUUGAUCUCCAUAAAAGUGUGCCGAGUGCAAGUUCUAAUGGCAAUUCUUUCAGUUUAGCUUUCACAGACCAAUUGAUAGCGCGAGUGUCUCUCCGACGUUAAUAAGUAUCACAUGGACACGUGCACCGUAUUUAGGCCUUAGCGGCCAGGCCUACAAAUGCGCCGCUUAGCGGCAGUAGCGACACAUGCACCGCAUGCAAACCAUAACAACCGCAUCGGCACAUGCACCGCAUUCAGACCUUAGCUGUCAGACCAACAUAUACACCGCAUUCAGACCUUAGCUGUCAGACCAACAUAUACACCGCAUUCAGGCUUUAGAGGCCUGGGAGCCUAUACAUGUACGGUGACCAAUGUGCGGCCAAUUCAGAGAAGCGGCCUUUUGUCCGGAAAAAAUGUUUAAGCUAGCCUUACGACAUUUUAAAAAGUCAGCAAUAACAAGUAUAAAUAGUAAUAAUUUACUAAUUUUCAAACAAGAUCUAUACAUAUUAGACGCGAAAGACUAAACACUGAUUAUAUCUACACGAAACAUUUUUUCUGAGUAGUAAGCUUUUGUUCAAAAAGACGGCAUAUGGAAUUUAAACCAUACAUUCAUGUUUCUUUUUAUUCUUCAAUUAUAAGCAUGUUGUGUUUGUUUUGCAUGCAGAUAAAUGGUUAUAUGUGAGUCUUUCAUUUACUAUGACUAUUACCUGUGAUUAAUAUAAACUGUAUGACAAAGUCUGUACUGAUUCAAAGUUCCUUCAAAUAUUCCGAAGGAACAAAAAACACGUUUUUUCUAAAUGAUCGUUUCAAAUUUAUGUCUUACUUGAACAUAAUACGUAAUAACGUUUAAACUUUGUAACUUGAAAAAGAUUUAUUAAUUCUGAUUAUAAAUAUUUGAUGAUAUUCUGUCAACUACUGACAAAUGCAUUAAAUACAUGUUACUAUAUAG
Messenger RNA from Mercenaria mercenaria, 3768 nucleotides. RefSeq names its product JNK-interacting protein 1-like. Gene Ontology annotation, molecular function: protein binding. Gene Ontology annotation, biological process: regulation of JNK cascade. Gene Ontology annotation, cellular component: cytoplasm. The transcript has 10 exons. NCBI's taxonomy places the organism in Eukaryota, Metazoa, Mollusca, Bivalvia, Venerida, Veneridae. The record is from RefSeq and is a predicted model, not a curated record.